This is a messenger RNA of Apodemus sylvaticus (European woodmouse), 1143 nucleotides long. It is a transcript of the gene Pmvk, whose product is annotated as phosphomevalonate kinase. Gene Ontology annotation, molecular function: phosphomevalonate kinase activity. Lineage: Eukaryota; Metazoa; Chordata; Mammalia; Rodentia; Muridae. The coding region runs from base 206 to 784 and encodes 192 amino acids. The transcript is spliced from 5 exons. Gene Ontology annotation, cellular component: cytoplasm. Gene Ontology annotation, biological process: cholesterol biosynthetic process; isopentenyl diphosphate biosynthetic process, mevalonate pathway. The record is from RefSeq and is a predicted model, not a curated record.
UCCUAGAUACCUGGCUGCAAGGCUCUUUCCCUUCCGGUUUUUAAGCCCUUUCUCUGCUCGCUGGUUUCGACUUGGGCCGUGUAGUGUGGAGAAGGGGCGGGAUGCCUCCUCCCUUCUGCUCCUACUGGGAGGGUCCACUUCGUGCUUGGCUGGAUUUCAGGGAUCCGAAGUGUCAGCUUUAGGCCUGGUGAAGCUUGGUGACCCCAUGGCCCCUCUCGGAGCCUCCCCGCGUCUGGUGCUGCUGUUUAGCGGGAAGAGAAAAUCCGGGAAGGACUUCGUGACCGAGAGGCUGCAGAGCAGACUUGGAGGUAACAUCUGUGCUGUCCUGCGGCUCUCUGGUCCACUCAAGGAGCAGUAUGCGCGGGAGCAUGGCUUGGACUUCCAGAGACUUCUGGACGCGAGCACCUACAAGGAGACCUAUCGGAGGGACAUGAUCCGCUGGGGGGAGGAGAAACGCCAGGCGGACCCAGGCUUCUUCUGCCGGAAGAUUGUGGAAGGCGUGUCCCAGCCUGUCUGGCUGGUGAGUGACACACGGAGGGUGUCUGACGUCCAGUGGUUUCAGGAGGCCUACGGGGCUGCGACCCAGACAGUUCGAGUAGUAGCCUCGGAGCAGAGUCGACAGCAGCGGGGCUGGGUGUUCACCCCAGGGGUGGACGAUGCAGAGUCAGAAUGUGGCCUGGACAAUUUCGGGAACUUUGACUGGGUCAUUGAGAACCACGGGGAUGAGCAGCGCCUGGAGGGUCAGUUGGAGAAGCUGCUGGAAUUUAUUCACGGCAAACUUUAGUGACGAGGCUCGAGGGGUGGACAGAGACUGAUGAACCGGGUCCAUGGUUCUGCCCAAUGCCGGUCCCCAGUCCUGGCUGAGGUCAGAAAACAGACAGACGGUCUGGUUAAAUUUCCAGAGGUGUGGGGAGGUUGCUUGUGGGUAGUGGGCAAAUAAAGAAACCUCUGGUGUGUGUCUUCUCUGGAGAGGAUGCUCUGCUGCUUUAGGGCACUUACAGGGCAAAGGCAAGGACAUGAGUUUUGCCUGAGGUAGGAACAUUCCCACGUCCAUGGUGGGAUGGCCUGCAGAGUUGUGAUGGUGUCGCUUCCCUGUGUGUAAGCUCUCAGCCCCAGAAUUCUAAUAAACCUCCUUGGAACACA